CCAUGAGAACACAAAACAGAGAGCAGAAACAAACAUCUUAUCUUUGGCGCGUGUGAGAAAAACAUCGAAUCUGGCCCAGAAUUUGUAAUUGGAGUUGAAUUGUAGCCACCAACAACACCAUUCGCAACCACCGAGGUAAAGAGUCAUGGGAUUGGCCUCUGUUGUUCACAACGGUGUCCAAUUUCCAUUAAACUUCAGCAACACCCUUUCACGUUCCCAUCCACCCUCCAAAUCCUCUUCGCUCCUUUUUCUCCCUCAUCAUCGUUCUUCUCACCCUCACGCUCUUCCUCUUCUUUUCUCCACACGAAUUGGUCGCCAGACCCAUGGAUUUCUCGCCUCAGAAGUAAAGAGGAUUAGUGCUCGGCCAAAUGAAGACAUUGAGAAUUCUCCAACUCAGGAAUCUCAGGGAAAUGAAAUUUACAACUCAUCUGUUAGAGCUGUGGCGUUAUGGGUGUGCACUGCGGUGGCAUUUGGCAUUGGUUUGGGUUUUAAAGACGGUUUUGGCAAGGCAUCCGAAUUCUUUGCUGGAUACAUAUUGGAGCAAAGUCUUUCGGUAGAUAAUCUCUUUGUCUUUGUUCUAGUAUUCAAUUACUUCCAAGUUCCAAUUUCAUAUCAGAAUCGUGUACUUUCCUAUGGUAUUGCUGGUGCAGUUGUCUUUCGCCUGACAUUGAUACUUAUUGGAACAGCCACCCUUCAGAGGUUUGAGGCAGUCAACCUUCUCUUGGCUGCAAUAUUGCUCUACUCAUCAUUUAAGCUAUUUGCCAGUGAAGAAGAUGAGACUGACUUAUCUGAUAACUUUGUGGUGAAGACAUGCCAGAAAUUUAUCCCUGUAACAACCUAUUAUGAUGGAAAUCGGUUCAUAACUAAUCAGGAUGGCGUGUGGAAGGCUACCCCUUUGCUUCUUACUGUAGCAAUUAUUGAGCUCAGUGACAUUGCAUUUGCAGUUGACUCAAUACCUGCAGUUUUUGGUGUAACACGGGAUCCAUUUGUAGUGUUUACUUCUAAUCUUUUUGCCAUUUUGGGUUUAAGGUCACUUUACUUAGUAAUUUCCGAGGGUAUGUCAGAGUUGAAGUACCUACAGGUAAAUGUUGACUUGGUCUGUUAUGAAAUACCUUGGUUGCUACAUAAUGCUCUGCUGCUUAUGUGUCUAUCCAAUAAAAUAACCAUGAGUUUUACUGUUGUGACUUGGACUAUGGUUUGGGUAUCACUUCAACAUUGCUGUUUUUCUCGGGAUUCCUGCUAAUAUAGAAGUUCGCUGAGCAAAUUUCCAAUCUAGUUCCUGAAAUUUCUGAGCAAAUCAUGUUUACUAAAAUCAUGUUUGUUGAGCUAACCUCACAGUCUAAAAUGAAUAAUUUUUUGCAAAAUCAGAUACUAAAAUGAUUGACGCCUAUAAUCUUGGGGAUUAAAGUGAGAGUUCAUGCAAAGUUUGCUACUUCAUCCUGUAUAGUGGUUGAAGAAAAAUUAAUGCUCAUUUUGUCAAUAUUUUAAUCGAGAUUUGCACUUUUGUGUAUAACAAUACAUAAUCCCAAUUGAAAACCUUAAUUUUGAAAUAAAAACCCUGUAAAGAAAGCGCAAAAAAAAAGCCUAAUCUACAUCACUUAGUUGACAUUAACAUCUAGUACUGUCACCUUGAGAUUCACUUUAGCAGAAAAUCAUUAAAUAUUAUGUGCCUGACAGAGCAAUGCAUUUGUAGGGCACUAAGUUCUUAUUUGGACAGCCGUAGUGUUGCAUUUUGAUUGCAUAUCUGCAUCUUAAAUGCAAUCAAAAUUGUAAGUUUACACCUCAACUUUUGGAUAAGUUAAAUGAGAGAGCUUCUAAACGACAUGAUUAACUUAUAAGAGAAGUUUGAUUCAUUAUAACUAUUUUUUUUUAUAAGUAUUUGUUGAUAAGUUUAUCCAAACUAGUAUUAUUAUCAAAGGUUUUGGUUCAAAGUUAUUACUCUGUUACUUGGUUUGUACUUGUAAUCACGUUUCCUUUUUGUUUACAUAUAUUGUUACCUUUAGCAGCACCAUCACUCAUAUUUUUUAAAUUUAAGAAUAAUAUCUUUGCAUUAGCCGAUACUAAAAUGCUUCUGUUUACUAAUGCUUCCAUCCUGUGAUUAUUUCCAUUUUUUGGCCUUUUUAGCCGUCCAUUGCUGUUGUUCUGGGAUUUAUUGGGUGUAAGAUGAUCUCAGACUAUUUUGGUGAGUAUAUGUUGUUUGAUCAUUUACCAAUUCAUACAAGAUAUACUGUACUUGAAUUUCCAUAUCUUCUCAUUCCUACAGGGAUCCAUGUCUCAACGGAGGCCUCUCUUGGUUUUGUAGCUUCAAGUAUUACCAUUGGAGUGGUAUUAAGUCUGGCUAAUAAGUCUGACUAGCUAAGAAACUCAAUUACAACUCAUGGUGGAUUGAGCUAAGUAUGAUUGCUUAUACUCACCAACCAACCGCUUC
Abrus precatorius (Indian licorice) is the source of this 2428-nucleotide messenger RNA. Its product is annotated as thylakoid membrane protein TERC, chloroplastic. Bases 146 to 1243 code for a protein of 365 amino acids. Gene Ontology annotation, cellular component: membrane. The transcript has 11 exons. Lineage: Eukaryota; Viridiplantae; Streptophyta; Magnoliopsida; Fabales; Fabaceae. The record is from RefSeq and is a predicted model, not a curated record.